ACAUUUUGUUUCUUCCUCUCCCUUGACCCUUGAGUUUUCAUUUCAUUUACUAGGGUUAUUAUUCAAUUUCCUUCUCACCCUAUUCUUCUCUUCUCGUUUAAACCUAAAGAAAGUGAUUUGCUUCGUCCAAACAGAACAAUAGAGACAGCGAAAUGGCAGAUCAAAAAGAAGUGAAGCAUCUUGAGGAAUGCUCCAUCUCCAAUGCAAUGGGUACAUGGGUAUUCUCUGUAGCAGGAGCUCUACUUGCAAUACCAAUAGGAAUAAAAAGAAAAUCUUUGGGGCCAUUGGUGUUCUUUGGAACCACUGGUACCAUGCUCGAUAUAAUUAUGGGAGUCACUGCUUGCGAAAGAGAACAUGCUGAGCGCAAAAUGAAGCUUUUAGAAGAACAGAAAGAUCUCUCAUCAACUGAUGAUGAUGGUUUCGUAGUAGAGUCGGAAACCAGUUCAUUGUAAAGCCUAUCGGUUCGUAUAAAGCAAAACAUGUAACGGAUUAGAAGCUUUUUGUCAGCGAUAAGGAUGGUAAUGCCACUGUUUUGCUAUUUUUCUUGUCUACGACUCUUUCUUAUCUGCAAAUUUGAUUCUCAGUUACGAAGUUCCCAUUUUGAAAUUUGCUGUGUUUCAUGGAUUAGAGGUUGUUCCUUUUUCAUAACCACACUUUGCUGUCUAUUUGGAUUACUACAUGUUAUUCUGUUC
This is a messenger RNA of Papaver somniferum (opium poppy), 692 nucleotides long. RefSeq lists its product as uncharacterized. The coding region runs from base 153 to 452 and encodes 99 amino acids. The transcript is spliced from 2 exons. The record is from RefSeq and is a predicted model, not a curated record. Lineage: Eukaryota; Viridiplantae; Streptophyta; Magnoliopsida; Ranunculales; Papaveraceae.